UAUUGCAAUAAGUUAAAUUCAAAAAUGUAUUCCUACAAACCAAAUGUGCUUGACGCUUAUGGUCAAAUAAAGUUGGCUAUUCUUGUUCUGUGUUUAAGUUUAUCAACCUGUAGUGUUAAUGGAAGUGGUUGCGGAAUUACUUUACCAACUGAUAUGCCCACAUCCGAGCCUGUGUGGCUUAGCUCACUGGAUGGUUUGAGUCCUUAUGUGCUCUUUAAACCAACUGGUCAGGUAACUACAAUUCCUAAUGGUGGAAAAUUACUGCUAGUAUGCCCAGGUUCAGGAAAUGCGAUAAAUUUGCUCAACCAACAAUCGCUGGAACUUUACUGUCAUACAGAUGACACAUUCAAAAGUGUUGUAGGUAACGUGGCAUAUACUCUUAAUCAAUUAGGCUGCAAGUCUAUACCGACUUCAGUGCUACGUUUAACAUCAGAAACCUGUUCAAAUGGUCAAGGUUACAUAUUUAAAGCUGGAUUUGAAUAUAACACAAAUCAAUUUGCAAGUGUUUUCAGCAUUUGUUAUAGUAAUGUAACUGAAAACACAUUUUACACUCAUAAUACAGUAAAUGGUGCAGCAAUAAAUUUUAACAUACAAGAGAGCACAAGACGUGCAUUUCGAGCGGAAGGAAUGCAGUUCACAACUACAGCAACGAACAAUUUCUAUACAAUCAACAACCAAAUCUCACGUUUCGAAUCCUAUUUCGGUUCAAGUCAACCAUAUAUAACGACUACAAGCUAUUUGGCACGUGGUCAUCUAACACCAGAUGCAGAUUUCAUUUUUGGUUAUGAGCAGUUGGCGACGUAUUUCUACACCAAUGCAGCGCCAGAAUUUCAAAUUGUAAAUGCCGGUAAUUGGAUACGAGUUGAAAAUUUAGUACGUAGUCUGGCAGUCACUUACAAUGAUGAUCUGCAGAUCUACAACGGUUAUAUGGGUAUUCUGCAAUUACCAACAACAAGUAAUACGUUGGUAUCAAUUUAUUUGGAUGCAACAAAUAAAAUUGAAGCUCCCAAAUAUUAUUUUAAGGUUGUGAAGCGUGAAGCAACUAACUCAGCUAUCGUAUUUAUUACGCUGAAUAACCCAUUUGCUACUACUGGAGAUAUUGAUGAAUUUUGUACUAAUGUCUGUCAAAGAGCUGGUACCAACGUUGCAGAGUUUACAGAUUUGACACGUGGUUAUACGUUCUGUUGUGAAUUGGAAGACUUCAAAACUCACUAUGCUGACCUUCCUUCUACACUAACUGCCAUAAACUUAUUGAAUGAAGUUAUAAGUACCACAACUACAGAACAACCAACAACUCCUACUACUACUACUACUACUACUGCUGCACCUACAGGCUGCACUAUAACAAUGCCUACGGAUAUACCGAAUCCGGAACCAGUUUAUGUUAUAAGUACUAUCGCAAAACCGACACCAGAACUUCUAUGGCCCACAGGACAAGUGACUACUUUACCAAUUGGCAGUAGCUUAACGGUGUUCUGUGCUGGAAGUGGCAAUCAAUUGGUUGAUUUGGCACAACAAAAAUUAACGCUAACAUGUCAGAGUGGCAAUGUCUUUUAUAGUACUGAAAAAUCACAAAGUUAUACACUAUCGCAAUUGCGCUGUACUAGUAUACCCACAUCUGAUCUACUACUUACAACAACACCAUGUUCAAAUAAUCAAGGUGUAGUGUAUAAAGCAGGCUUCACAUUAGAUUCCAACAAUUUCUUACACUUGUUUACCAUAUGCUAUGACAGCAAUACGGAGCAAACACUGUACUCACGUAGUAUUAUCAAUGGCGCUACACAAAAUUAUAAAAUAAACGAGAGCACCCGUCGGGCCUUCCGCGCUAAUGGUAUGCGUUUUACUACCACAGCCACUAACAACUUUUACACAACCAAUAAUCAAAUAUCGCGGUUCGAAAACUAUUUUGGUGUGAACCAAGCUUAUAUAACAUCCUCAAGUUUUCUGGCUCGUGGUCAUUUAGCCCCUGAUGCAGAUUUCGUUUUUGGUUAUGAACAAUUGGCAACCUAUUUCUAUACAAAUUGCGCACCAGAAUUUCAGGUUAUAAAUGCUGGUAAUUGGAUACGUGUUGAGAAUCAAGCUAGAAGUCUUGCUACACAAUUUGGGUCUGAUCUAUUGACAUUUACAAGUACUUUGGGUAUACUACAACUACCCACAACUGCAAAUGUGUUAACUUCGAUAUAUUUGGAUGAUGGCAGUUACAUUGAAGCACCAAAGUGGUACUAUAAAAUACUAAUGCAUCCGGACUUGGAUACAAGCCUUGUAAUGAUUACCUUAAAUAAUCCAUUUGCUGCUGUCACAGAUGUUGUCGAAUUCUGUACGAAUGUGUGUGAUUUGUAUGGCAUUAAUUCAUCGUUUUACACAGAUAUCACACGUGGAUACACUUUUUGCUGUACAUUGAGUGAUUUCCAGAACUCUGUUUCUGGUUUGCCAACUUUUGACAUACCAUUGGGUUGGAGUCUUUAAAAAUUCAAAAUUCAGGUCAGGCCACAAGGUUUAAAAAUAUAAUUUGAAAUAAAUCGUUUGCAUUUAGUGAAAUA
Teleopsis dalmanni is the source of this 2540-nucleotide messenger RNA. RefSeq lists its product as uncharacterized. Lineage: Eukaryota; Metazoa; Arthropoda; Insecta; Diptera; Diopsidae. Gene Ontology annotation, biological process: apoptotic DNA fragmentation. Gene Ontology annotation, molecular function: nucleic acid binding; metal ion binding; RNA endonuclease activity. The record is from RefSeq and is a predicted model, not a curated record. Gene Ontology annotation, cellular component: mitochondrial inner membrane; nucleus. The coding region runs from base 25 to 2466 and encodes 813 amino acids. The transcript has 5 exons.